Diaporthe batatas is the source of this 1107-nucleotide messenger RNA. RefSeq lists its product as uncharacterized. Gene Ontology annotation, molecular function: transmembrane transporter activity. The transcript has a single exon. The record is from RefSeq and is a predicted model, not a curated record. NCBI's taxonomy places the organism in Eukaryota, Fungi, Ascomycota, Sordariomycetes, Diaporthales, Diaporthaceae. Gene Ontology annotation, biological process: transmembrane transport. Bases 121 to 1107 code for a protein of 328 amino acids. Gene Ontology annotation, cellular component: membrane.
GGAUACUAGAUCUCUCGAAUCAGAACCGUGUAGUCAUCGUCUCUGCGCCACAUACACGACAAUACUAGUAUCUUUUGUCUUUCUUUCAUCCCUGACACGCGAAUACGGACCAAAACAAACAUGACGAGCACAGACGCCGAAGGGACGCCCCUACUAGGUCGGCCCUGCGGCGGCGACGCUGACACGGCUUUCAGACGCCGUGUUAUCACCACGACUUUCAUCAUGGUGAUCCUAGUGGACCUGGCCGCCUUCUUCCUGGAAGCACCCCAGAUGAAGAUUCUCGAGGGCAUCAUCUGCAACCGCUAUUAUACCGCUGCUGCUGGCGCCUCAAUUGUUCCGGGCGACACCGACUGCAACAUUGGGCCCGUCCAGUCGGAGCUUGCGACCGUGGUACAGAUGCUCAACACAUUCAACCGCUUGCCGGGUCUUAUCGUCGCCAUCCCGUUCGGCAUUCUGGCAGACCGCUACGGCCGACGGCCCGUGCUACUGCUGGCGAUACUUGGGGCGCUCUUGCAGGAUGUCAUGUCCAAGACCGUUCUUUGGUACUCGGACCUCGUCAACCCGCGUUUCAUCUGGCUGUCAUCAGCGGCCCUCAUGAUGGGCGGGGGUGAUUCUGUCUCUGGGUCCAUGGUUUAUCUUGUCGUAGCUGACGUCGCCUUGCCGGAGCAGAGAGCUAGCCUUUUCUUCCAGUUAACCGCCUGCGGCCUCAUUGCGGAACUGUUGGCUACACCCUUAAGCGCUUUGUUCAUGGCGAGGGACCCUUGGAUACCAUACUUUAUGUAUAGUGGCAUGUCACUGCUCGCCGGAACAAUACCUCUGGUCUUCCUUCCAGAGACUCUGCCUAAGCCAGCGCUUGAGACGGAGGCCCUCCAAGAUGCCACAAGCGGGAGUGAUUCCUCCCCGCCCAUUAGAUCUGGUUUGGCCUCACGGUUUCGGCCUCUCAAGAAGCGCAACGUGGUUGCUGUUCUGUUGGCCUUCUUUGUCUCGGCUCUGGGCCGUCAGUCUACGAGUUUUUUGUUGCAGUUUAUACGUCAACGAUUUAGUUGGACGUACGAAAAGGUGAGGCCGUUGCAACCACUUCUCAAUGAAAAGACACUUCUCUUCUAA